Messenger RNA from Brassica napus (rape), 849 nucleotides. RefSeq names its product YDG domain-containing protein At5g47150-like. The transcript has a single exon. The record is from RefSeq and is a predicted model, not a curated record. Bases 19 to 771 code for a protein of 250 amino acids. NCBI's taxonomy places the organism in Eukaryota, Viridiplantae, Streptophyta, Magnoliopsida, Brassicales, Brassicaceae.
CUAAUUCUUUACAGAAAUAUGAAUCCUUCUCAGAAGCGACCAGUUGUCUAUGCAGGUGAUGUUGUUGUUGAUCAUGCUGCUGCAAAUUCAGAACCUGUUGGAGUUUCUCUCGGAGAAGAUCAUGUUCCUACACCUCGUGAGAAAGUGCAUGAGGUCUUGCGUGUUUUCAAAGAAGUGUUCACACAGUUGGAUCGAGAGAAACAAGCUAGGCGCGGUGGAGAUUUAUACGAGGCGACAUCUCGAAUAGACCUCAAAACACAAGUUUUCUUAGAGAAAGAAGGCAAACAUGUGAACACACCAAACAGAAUUGGACAAGUUCCUGGAAUCGAAGUUGGGGAUGAGUUCCAGUACAAGGCUGAGCUUCGUGUCAUCGGGCUUCAUUUCAGGACCAUGUCCGGGAUCGACUAUGUGGAAGUUGAAGGUGUGAAGUUGGCGACAAGCAUCGUUUCGUCGGAAAGAUAUGAUUUUGAUGAUAAGUUUGAUGCUGAUGUUGUGAUAUAUACUGGUGAAGGAGGAAACGUGAUUAACAAGGAAAAGAAUGCUGAAGAUCAGAAGAUGAUAAAGGGCAAUUUAGCAUUAGCUAACAGCAUGAGGCAUAAGAGGGAAGUGAGAGUGAUACGUGGAGACGAGAGAUGGGAUGGUAAAGGGAAGCGUUAUGUGUAUGUUGGAUUGUAUUUAGUUGAUAAGUACUGGUUGGAGAAAGGAGCUAGUGGUAAGAGUGUGUACAAGUUUAAGCUUUGUAGAAUUCCUGGUCAACCUCCGCUAACUUGAGAACCAUAUUUGAAGGAACUAUCAAAUAAAUGAAAAACUAUAAUGUAUAACUAAUAAAUGAAAGUAUUAUUUAAUAAA